GUAUCAUUCGUGUUCUGGGUCCCGUGGACCGCCAGCUGCGGCUCUGUGGCUUGCAGCGUGGCAGCAGUGCCCUCUCCUGCUGAGCUAAGCACAGAGCACAUUAGCAUCCUGUCAUGCUGCUGCAGCAGCUCACAGGAUUACUCAUAUUUAAUGCACAUUAUCUCCGACAGACACGCAGCAAUGAUACAGUGCACGGAAAAUAUAACAGGCGCAUCCCUUUUCAGUCUCCAACUCCAAAUAAUCUGACUGUAAUGACUACUUGCGAGGUUUAUAUUAAACAUGGGGUGAGGAAAAGUGAGAGACGUUCAUAUUAUAAUUCAUUAUUCCCACAAUAGUCUCCUACAGGAAGGUCUUGUAAAAAGUCGAACCCCCCUUUUUAUUCAUGCGCUCAUUUUUACUAUAGCGCCGCGGCGCCAAACGCGCACAUCUGCGGCAUCUGCACGGAUCGGGUGAAAAUUAUGAGCCAGAAAAUGGGUUAAAAAUCGGUCUGAACGGGUUUUUCUCUCUGUACUCUGAGCAGCCUCUCGCCUGUAGCACCCAGAAGUGAACAGCAGGCGACCCGGAAGGCUUGAAGUCUGGCUGAAAGCAGGCAGAAAAAGGGGAGUCCUGCUCCGUUAUAAAUUUCUGUUUCUUCUCCUCUCGCUGGCGCAGGAUGGCUGAACCGCGCUUUAACAAUCCCUACUUUUGGCCUCCUCCUCCUUCUAUGCCUGGCCAGCUGGAUAACCUAGUCUUGAUCAAUAAAAUCAAGGAGCAGCUGAUGGCGGAGAAGAUCCGGCCGCCACACAUGCCCGCCGUUUCGGCCGCCUCCCAGCAGCCUCUGAUGUCUCCGUCGGGCCAGGCCGAAGGCAGCCAGCACGGGAUGUCCAAAGCUCAGCAGGGGUCCGGGCUGCACAGUCCAAGCCCGUCGCAGCCUGACAUCGCCCUGCAUGCCCGCCCUGCCUCCAGCUCUGUCACAGGUCGUAUCCUUGGAGAUGUGAACUUGAAUUUGGACGACAAGGCGGCUCUGAAAGCCCGGGGUCUGUGGGAGGACUGGCACCUGCGCCAGCUCAUAGACCAUCCCUCCAGAACAAACCACGUCUCAGGUGUGGCACUGGCAUCCAGAACUGGGAACCUCAGCACUUCGGAGAUCAUAACCCCAACAACACCCACAUCAAGCAGCCACAGCCGGCUGGGUGGAGCCCCCACCCCUCACCUCAUCUCAGGGUUAGCCGGCAGCCACGGGAUCGAGCCGGGGAAGACCAACGGGGGCUUUGUGGGUCUCCUCGGCCCGCCUCCGAAGCAGGAACGGGGGCGCAAGAAGAUCAAGGCCGAGAAUGGCUCGUCGCUUUUGGUGGUUCCGUACCCGAUCCUGGCCUCGGGCAACGACCAGUCCUGCGUCACCAUCACCACUAAAGAGGGUAAAACCUACAGGUGUAAAGUUUGUCCCCUGACCUUCUUCUCCAAGUCCGACAUGCAAAUUCACUCCAAAACGCACACAGAGGCGAAAGCCCACAAGUGUCCUCACUGCACCAAGACGUUUGCGAACGCCUCCUACCUGGCCCAGCAUCUGCGCAUCCACCUGGGCCUCAAGCCGUACCGCUGCUCCUACUGUGAAAGAUGCUUCCGCCAGCUCUCCCACCUGCAGCAGCACACCAGAAUCCACACAGGUGACCGACCUUAUAAAUGCCUCCAUCCAGGAUGUGAGAAAGCUUUUACUCAACUCUCUAAUUUGCAGUCUCACCAGAGGCAGCACAACAAGGACAAGCCCUUCAAAUGCUCCAACUGUUUCCGUGCCUACUCAGACUCGGCCUCGCUGCAGAUCCACCUCUCUGUACACGCCAUCAAGAACGCCAAGGCCUACUGCUGCAGCAUGUGCGGCCGGGCAUACACCUCAGAGACGUACCUCAUGAAGCACAUGCCGAAACACGCGAUGGUGGAGCACGUCAUGUCCCAUCAUUCCCCUCAGAAUAGGACAGGUUCUCCCAAUAUUCCCAUUCGGAUCUCCCUCAUCUGAGCUCCACUGCCGUCAUCUUUCCUCCCAUCACAGACUCCUACUGCCUGACGGACCGCUCGGCUCCAAACGGAGGCAGGAAUCAUUUGGAGAAGAGGUUCUCGUCUGACGAGUUUUUCCCUCUUCUCUUUGUUGCUAAAGAGAAAGUAUUAACGGGAUCAUCCAAAGAUGAUUUCAGCACUUUCAGGCCUGACACUGACUGGCCGGAUAUUUUUUUUUUAUGGGACUUAAACAAGUAUUGCUCCAGGCAGCUACAUAGAGAAUCUUUUUAAGUUUUGUGUUAUACAUAUAACUCUGUGUUUUUUAUAAACUGCUUUAAUUAACUCCCCUUUUGUCAUAUAUUAGUCUUCCAUUAUCUACAGAUGCAGGCAAUCUUGCUGACAACCCUGGUGUGUAAAAAAUGUCUCUAAUUUACCGCAUUUAUAUAGUAAAAUCCGUAUUUAUACAGACUUUUAAUACGGAUUUUACCGUUUUUAUACGGUAAAUUCCUGGCAACCACAGCUGCCGGUACUUUACUGUAAAUUAUAAACUUUUUACAGUGUGGUGUGUAAAAUGGCUUAAAUUAAAUUAAUCUUUUAUUACAGUGCCACAAUUUAACUUAAAAUUAAAGGAAAAUCCAAUAAUUAAAUGAGUAUAACAAAAAUAAAUUUACGUUAAGAAGGCAUAAAAUCAUACCAAAAAAAUUGCCAAAAGUGAUUUUUUUCCUCUUGGCAAAAAUAAGUUAGGCUUUUAUUUUAGGAAGGUGAUGAUGUUUAAAAUGAUCUAAACUGAAACAUAUAAGAUGCUUUUUAAGUAAA
Molecule: messenger RNA, 2787 nt
Organism: Xiphophorus hellerii (green swordtail)
Lineage: Eukaryota; Metazoa; Chordata; Actinopteri; Cyprinodontiformes; Poeciliidae
Product: zinc finger protein 362-like
Exons: 9
Coding region: 653-1993 (446 amino acids)
Biological process (GO): regulation of transcription by RNA polymerase II
Cellular component (GO): chromatin; PcG protein complex; transcription regulator complex
Molecular function (GO): RNA polymerase II cis-regulatory region sequence-specific DNA binding; DNA-binding transcription factor activity, RNA polymerase II-specific
Source: RefSeq, a predicted model, not a curated record